AUGGCUCGCCGUCCUCGCCACGGUCGCCCCUGGACCUCUUACUCAUUGCCCUACGAUGACAUCCCGAAGUACUUGUACUUUGUUGAGCACGCGGGAUCCCAAUCCUUUGAAGACAAUAACGGCACCUUUUGGGCAGCUGACGGCUGCACCACAGGCCGCCGAGGUCUAGUUCGUCUUCAGAACUUGAUUGACCAGCAUGUUAACUGGUACAAUCGGAGCGCUACGCGCUUUAUUUCUGCAUUCUCCAACUACAAACAUGCACGAAACUGGGCUAUGCAGCGUUACGGACCGGUCACCAUCCACACAAUCAACACCUGUCUUGUGUGCGAGGACUGUCCUCCCAUCUUCUAUGCGCCUAGAUUUACUGACAACUGUUGGGAGACCAGCGAAUACCUGUUUCUCAACUACAUCCCUGGUCAUUCUAUCAUUCGCAGCAGAACUCUCUGA
Molecule: messenger RNA, 447 nt
Organism: Neurospora tetrasperma FGSC 2508
Lineage: Eukaryota; Fungi; Ascomycota; Sordariomycetes; Sordariales; Sordariaceae
Exons: 1
Coding region: 1-447 (148 amino acids)
Source: RefSeq, a predicted model, not a curated record